UAUUUUUUAUUGGAGAGCAAAAAAAUCUUUUUUAUUUUUUAAAAUGCAUCGCGAUGCCCUCAAAAAGCUUUUUAACAAGUUCAAGAAAGAUGAACUUAUAGACGUUUUAUUAGAUAGAGGAUUUUUAGACGAAGGUUUUCAAAGAACAACUGCAACAAAAUCAGCAAGCGUCAGUCGAAUUUUAAAACUCCUGUGCGAAAAGUUGUCCGAUAAACAAGUUGCCGUAUUGGAUUUGAUUUAUCACCAACUUCACCCUAAAACCAAGGAAUGGGAUGUCUUUUUAUUGUCAGGGUUUGAUCCUGAGAGAGCUAGAGGCAGUGGAUUAACAGAUCCCAAGAACUUUGAAACCCAAAUCUGCUCAAAACUACAGCUAUACUUUAAUGUGGAUGUUUGUGUCCAGCUUUACAACAAUGCACUGUGGAUCCAUCUGGCGUUCUUAGAAAAUAAAACUUCACAAUCCACAUUUAAGGAUAAGGUAUAUCUUGUCUACUAUCCCCUCUCACCCUACAUUAUGGUAACGAAGAUGAAAGCAGCUUACAAGCAGUACAUCUUACAGGCUGUAACUGAUGUUCUUGGUUGUACGGAACUUAAGCAACAGAAAUUAUCAGGAAAAGAUGUCCAGUCCUUGGCAGAUUUGUUGCUGAACAAAAAGAGCCAGGGUUAUUUCAGUGAAUUCAGGCUAAAGAAAAUGGAUUCCAAUCCUCUAUGUCAAGAAAACUCUGCAAGACGAAAGAGGAGACAUUCUGGUGAAAAAGUAAUCGUUGAGUCUGAAAUAACAGAAGAAAAUAAAGAAGAAAUUGGGGAAAAAGACAAAUGGAUGAAGAAUGCUUUUGGUUCAUGUGAUCAGCCUGUUUUGGAGAAAGUAAAAUUUACCAUGGAGACUAGAUUUAAGGGAUCAAAAGAACAAGACAUCACCAAAAACCCCUUUAAAUGCACAGUCAAGUUCGAGGGCCCAAGUGUGAUUGAAGGAAUCAAGAAUCUUGGCAAAACAGGAGCUGCAGAUGUCCCUCUUCCUUCACAUCUGUCUACCAUACAUUCACAGCAAAGAAAUCAUUUCAUCUUAAAGGACAGGAAAAGACCUAGGGAAAUGGACUCCUUGAAAGUAUCUCAGCUCUAAAUCAUUUGGAGAACUAGUGAAGAGGCGAAGCUGAGUGAUAGGUAUAUUUAUUUGCUCAUGUCCCGCCCACAAAGAUGAUUGGCAGCUAGAGGAAAAAACAAAAUCCAACCAAAGUUUUGAAAUAGUGGGUCGCCAUAUACAGUAAUUUUCACUGUAACAGCAAUCAACAAUCAAUAUUGCCCUAUUUCAUUAUGACUAUAAAUGCACAAUCUACAGCGUUUUCACUCACAUGAGAAGACAGCCAUGUUGAAGAACAAAAACGUUCUGCAUAGUUUUUGCAUAAAAUAGAGUUCAAUUCCUGGAGUAUAGAAAAUGUAUAGAUUUUGGUACAGCACCAACAUGGUUGCUGCAAUGUCACUUGAUAAUGCUCCAUUACACAUGUACUUCAUUGUUACCCUGUAAUGAAUUUUAAUUGCAAAUCAAGGUCCCUUUCCUAUGGUCUGUACUCUUGUCGAAUAUGGAAUGAUGUCAGCAUAUGAUCCAAACUCUAGUGGAACCAUGAGUGCAGCGAGAUCAUAUACUGACGCCAUUGCAUGUUCGAUAAGUUAGUCAGAGUAGACCAUAGAAAAGGGACCUCAAUUUUGUUUACCACAAAAAAUUCACUAACAAGCAUUUUUUCAACGUUUUUUAGUGAUCAAAACAACCAAAAAAAGGGCACUUGUUGACAUCGGCUUAUUUGUCUGUCCUCUUAUCGAUUGCAAAAAAUAGCCAAUCAGCAUGCGAGAAAUUAACAAUUAUUAUUUGUGGUUAAAAGUAAAAAAUUUUAAGGACUGUUCUAAGCUGAAGUCUUAAAAUACUUCAUUAAAAUUUUUAUACUUUUUAAUUUUUGAUUGAUUGACAU
Messenger RNA from Actinia tenebrosa (Australian red waratah sea anemone), 1958 nucleotides. RefSeq names its product centromere protein N. Lineage: Eukaryota; Metazoa; Cnidaria; Anthozoa; Actiniaria; Actiniidae. Gene Ontology annotation, cellular component: nucleoplasm. The record is from RefSeq and is a predicted model, not a curated record. Gene Ontology annotation, biological process: CENP-A containing chromatin assembly; chromosome segregation.